AUGAUUUCAUUCAAAUCAAAAAAGAAAUAUCGUCAUAAAAUAUUUCAACGUCCAUCAUUAUUUGUUCGUUUUAAAUCUAAACAUCGUUUAAAAUCUGAUUUUGGAUUUAGUGAAAGACAAGAAAAAAAAUUUCAUUCAAAAUCAUUUUUUAAUAAUUUCUAUCGAAUAUAUUAUUCAUUAUGUAUAAGUGUAACAUUUAUUAUUCGUUUUGUUAUUUUUAUUGAUCGUAUAAUACGAAAAUUGAUUAUAUUUAUUGAAAAAUUAAUUCGAAUUAUUCGUAUUGUUCAUGGAUGGAUAGAAAUGAUAAGAUCAAUAUUUUUAGCUAUUUAUCUUAUUAUGUCACGUUUAAUGAUAUUGAUAUUUAAAAUUUAUCAAAUAUUUUAUUUAUUAUCUAUUUUAUUUGAACCAUUUCGAAAUCGAACUUUUGAAAAAGCUGUACGUUCUUUUUCACAUUUUAUUUAUGAAUAUUAUUCAUCAAAUGGAGCUUGUUAUACAUUAAAAGCUCGUACAAAUCAUGUUAUUGGUAAAAUAAGAGCAAAAUGGAAAAAAAAUUCAAUAAUUAUCCAUGAUGAUGAUAUUUAUUAUGAUGCUCUUAAUGAAGAAUAUCAAUAA
Rotaria sordida is the source of this 612-nucleotide messenger RNA. The record is from the annotation of a GenBank genome assembly. NCBI's taxonomy places the organism in Eukaryota, Metazoa, Rotifera, Eurotatoria, Philodinida, Philodinidae.